Messenger RNA from Moesziomyces aphidis, 4728 nucleotides. The record is from the annotation of a GenBank genome assembly. Lineage: Eukaryota; Fungi; Basidiomycota; Ustilaginomycetes; Ustilaginales; Ustilaginaceae.
AUGCCGCCACGCGCAGAUGCUCCUCCUGGACCCUGUCGGCCCCUCACUGGCCCACUUCCAUCGAGCUGCAUCCGCCCUUCCUCCCUUGGAGCCGUUGUAAACCGUGUCCGCCGGCCAUUGGAAGCGCUGCUCUCGCCUAGCUCCGUCGCCUCUUGCCAUGGACGAGCCAACGAGACACGUCAGUCAGACGCCAAGGACUCCGGGUCCCUGCCUGCAGACGCACGCAAGAGAGCCUCCCUGUCACACUUUCCGGAUCGAAGCCACUCGUUGCCAAGGUUCCCAUUUUGUGAAUCGCAGCAGGAGAUGGCACAGGAGGAUGAUGACUGGAAGGCCAGCCCCGCACCGAUCGGAUCCCCGCAGCCAUCGCGCAGCAUCCCGCCUCAAUCCGCCCCCUGGUCCACCUGGCACCACCAAAAGCAGCUCAUCAGUGCCGCCCGCAAUCACUUCCUUCGAUCCGCGUUCCCGCUCACUUGCAUCAAGAACCCCUUGCGCUCUCUCUUUGUUGCACCACACCCCUGCAGCGCCCUGUCCCGCUUCCAAGUCGUCCGUUUCCUGGCACCCGUCAGCUGUAGCCACGGAUCCAGUUCAGCUCAGCUUGCAUUACUCUCGCUUCGCUUUCUCUUUGCCAUCCUCGCAGCGGGAAGCAGCGACAAGUCGGCAACCGCCCACAAUCACCAUCGUACUUUUCCGUUCCUUAAAGACUCGUUGCUAGACAACGUCUGCCCGCCAUAUCUGUACCCCUCCUUCCAGAUUCCUCCGCCUUCAGCCUCGCCUCAACUCCUCUGUCCAUCCAGCGACGCUAUUCGACGCGCCACCCACAGUCUUUUCCGCCGAUUCCGCCCCGCUUCCCCAUUUUACAGCCCUCGUUCUGCUUCUCGGGUCCAAACAGACUCUGACUUCGUCGUAUCUGCUCUGUACCAGCUAGGACUCGACUUCCUUUCAAUCCCGAGGGCCAUAGCUCACAUGUUCACUGCCCAAACGAGCUCUCCCUCAGGAGACACGCAGAACCUCUUCCCUUCGCCAGCCCACUCUGAAUCGACUCUGUCGUCUUCUUCGCACCUAUACACUCCGGACAACGGUAUGGCCCACAAGGCACACGACGUCAACGACCGUCUCCAGCUUCACAACGCUUCCAUCAGCGCGGCAAACGCUGCCUUCGUCUCUGCUACUAAGCGCGAAGACGCACGCGCAGGUGUCGACGCAAGCGAGAGCGCCAGCCUGGUAUUCGCUCACAACGCACCCGGUCUCAUUGACGCUGAUAUGAGCGGCGACGCCCAGUCCCUCGCCGCAGCGCUCGACUUCGAUAGCAUGAACGCCGACAUCCAACAAACGCUGGAAAACGGCGACUACUCGUUCUUGGGCAAGCGCCCCAACACGUCCCAACCGGCGGGUGGCUUCGGCUCGAUGCUCCACGUGCGCGCCGAAUCCAACUCCGGCCGUCGUCACAGCAUCCAGACGCUCAUGCCCUCCAGCGACUCCAGCUCGUCCCUAACGGGUUUCGGUCCCAUGGCGGGCGCCGUCUCUGGUGCGAGGAGUAUGAGCAUCUCGGUGGACGCUUAUGGAUCUAUGGCCUACACUGAUGCUGCUAAUCACGGCAUGGAUAUGGCUUUCAACGCAGAGGCACACAAUACAUCGGGAGCUGGCUUCCUCAUGUCUCCGCCCCGCUUGACCGUAAGCAUGUCCAACAACGCUGAUCAUGCCUCGGCAGCGGCCGCCGCAACCUUCAACGAGGAUGCAAAGCGUCGCCGUACCUCCGAGGUCGAUGCGACACCCGAACGUCGCGUCGAGCAGCUUGCCAACGAGCACCGCUUCUUGCCUCAGCAGACCCCACCAAACAUGUACGCCUACCAGCAGCACCCGCAGUUCUCGUUAGGGUCCAGUGUUGGAGGUGGAUUCGAGACGCCGUCGUCGGUGCAGUCGAGCGCCUCGCCGUGCCGCGUGCGACGUCUUUCGCUCACCGCCAUGGACCGUGCCGCCCAUAUCGCCAACCUUACCGCCAACCUUACGCUCCCCUCCUCCUUCGGCGGAGAGCAGCCACCCAAGAGCGCACCACCACGUGCCGCUUCCGACGCCAUGCAACGCGCCCACCGCAAAGCCACCGACGACAAGGCGGCCAAGGCUGGCGCCAACGCCGCAGGCAACUCGGGCAGCGCGACACCCAACGGCAAGAACCAGGACGUUUGGCCCGAUGAUGUCGAAGUGGCUUUCUGGGAAGCUCUCCGUCUAAUUCCCAAGCUCGGUCGCCGAAAGGUGCUGGUGCAUGGCAAGCCGUGCGGUCGUAACGAGCUCAUCGCCGACUACAUCGAGCGCAAGACCAACAAGGUGCGCACGCGCAAGCAGGUCUCGAGUCACAUCCAGGUGCUCAAGAACAUUCGCAAGGGUGAUCCCGAAUUCCAGCAGCUCAUCGCCGAGCCCACCACCGAGGAGGACUUUUACAUCCCUGCCGGUGGCAUGAUGUAUGCACAGACGCUUGCAGGCUACGGCUACGGUGGUCUUGGCAGUGCCUAUCCGCUCAUGUCCAUGGACAACGCCGGUGGCCUGCUCUCCCCAUAUACCCCAGGCCUCACUGGUGGCCAAGGCCUUGCCAGCCCUCUCUCGCCCGGUGCGCCACCCAUGUCGGCGACGCACUCCAUCACCUCGGGCUUGAACAACCUUCACUUCCCGCAGCAGACUGGAGUCAAGGACACGAGCGGCAACACGCCGUGCCCGAUCCUGCCCGCGAGCUUCUCCAUGUGGGUGCACUGCUCGUCUGGCGACGAGAAGCACGUCUACACCAACCUCGACAGGAACUCGAUGACAACCUACGCCAACAACCAGACGUCAUUGCCCCAGAUGACGCUCGACUCGGUGCGCGUGGGUCAUUUCCGUUUCCCUCGUCUCGCAGAGAUGUACCACCGCAUGCCGUGCCAGUUCCUCCACGUGCAUGUGCCGCUCUCGGUGCCGCGUCACGACGUCAUGAUGCCGCGCUACGACCACUUCAGCACCCAGCUCUCGCUGACGUCGGCGCAAGACUUGCGACUCACCUCGGUCACUACUGUGUACUCGCACGGCAAGCGCGUUCUGUCGCUCGUCGAGCCCCUCGACGCUCCGCGCAAGAUUUCGGGCAGGAAUGGCGUCGAGGUUGCCGCCACCAGCACGGUGGGUGCCGGCGCUGCAGCCAACGACGAGGCUGCCAAGGCGUCGAGCGAGGCAGCAACCAACGAGGCGGGUUCGUUCGAGGAGGCCAUGACCUCGACCCCGACCAAGGGCAAGAGCAACCAGCGACGCGAGAGCGACGGCAGCAUUGACUCGCUCAGUCCCAUCUCGGGCACGUCGAGUGGUCCCGCUUCGCCACGCACGCCUCUGGAUGCCAACAACCAGUCCAACAGCAACCUUCGCCACCGCUGGUGCCAUCAGGCUCCGUUCGCCACGGACUUCUGGGCCGACUUCCUGAGCCGCAACCACCCCGUCAACGUCUACAGCGGUCGCGACGGACUGCAGUCGUUCGGCAAGGAGCCGAGCGAGCGAGCUGCUCUCGGCAUGGCUGUGUCGGGCGUCACCAUCAUCCAGGAGCUGGUGGUGGCGAGCGAGGACAAGAGCUCGGCUGCUGCCGCUGCCGCCAACCGCGACGCUGCACUGCUCAACGACGCUAGCUCGAGUCUGAGCCCUGGUAGCAAGGUUGGCGAUGUUGUGUUGGUGAUCGCAUGGGACCUCGAGUGCGUCGAGUCGCUCGGCACCACUCCGGGUACGCCCACCGUCUCGCUCUUGACGGUCGGCUCCGGUGCUUCGCCGAUGGGUCGAACGGCUCCGCUGGUGGCCUCGCCUCUGAACCAGCCAGGCGCCCAACUGCACAUGGCGCCGCACGGUCUGUCUCCCAUGACGGCGGCAUUCCCCAACGGCCAUCCGCUGGCGCACCAGCCGCAGCCUCAGCUCAACAUGCUCAACGGCGGAGCUGCACCGCGUGGCUAUGCGCAUGCCCACCCGCCCCCGUCGCUGAUCCAGACGCAGCCCUCGCCGCAGCCUAGCUUCGGCUUCAAGGCCGAAGCGGGCCAGGGUGGCUCCGAGACGAACCUGCAGGCGCCUACGCUGCUGCGCAAGCGCGGACUGUCGAUGACCAAGCCCAACCUCAUGGUGUCGAUUCCGCCAGCGCCGGCGUACCUAAACCCGCAGAGGAGUGCGAGUGGAGCGAUGCUCAGCCCGCACCCUCAGCUGUCGCCUGCCGCGAGCCCGACGCCGGCGGCGUGGGGGAUGAUCCAGCAGAGGGCGGUGCACACGCCCAUCACGCCGUACCCGCAGAUGGGCGCGUCGCUGUGCGAGCCGCCGCCGCUCAACACGGGCGACGACGCACGCAUGCAGAAGGAGCGCCUCGAGAGGCACUGGGCCAGCCAGGCAAACCCUCUCGGUGGCGCGCUGCACUCGCCGCUCGACAUGAGCUUCAACCCAUCGGACGUCAACGUAUCCACGGCCAGCACCGGCAUGGCCGUAGCGACGGCUGCGGGGCACACCGACUCGGCGCUCGGGCUCAUGGUGCCUGGCAGCAUGGGCAACAACGGCCUGGCGCUGCUCUCGCCCGCCGGCUUCGACACGAUGGGCAAGAUGGGUGGCCACAUGUCCGGCCUGGACUCGAGCAACAACAGCUUCGAGCAGAUGCUCAACGACGGCGACCUGAGCAACGACGCCAGCACGCAGGAAUACCUCAACGGCCUGCUUGCCUCGAUCGGCGUCGAAGGCCAGGAUUUUAGCGCCUGA